AUGGCUUUCACAGCUGCUCCUCCUCAGGCUUCACACACUAUGUUCCUCAGAAGCCCACCAGCAACAACAACUACAAGAGCAAGAACAUCAACCACAACAAGAAGAACAAGAAGCCAUGUGAGUGUACACGUGCACGCAUCUCAGGGGCCGAGCAACCGCGAGAGGGCCCCGCCAGGAGUUGAUACAAGAAUCCAUUGGGAAAAUGACGAUGAAGGUUGGAUUGGAGGAAGCAGCAGCAGGAAAGAGCAGGCGGAGCAAGAGCCGGAGUCGGAGCAGCAGAAGAGUCAGAGGCAGAGCAAUCUCUUGGGAGACAAGUUUGCUGACUUGCUCAAUGACUCCAUUUCUGAUUCCCAUUACCAGUUCUUAGGGGUAUCUGCAGAAGCUGAUUUAGAAGAAAUCAAAGCCGCAUAUCGAAGACUAUCCAAAGAGUACCAUCCGGACACCACUUCUCUUCCCCUCAAGACUGCGUCCGACAAGUUUGUGAGGCUACGAGAAAUUUAUGAUGUGUUGAGCAACGAAGAGAGCCGUAAGUUUUACAACUGGACCCUCGCUCAAGAGGCUGCAAGCCGCCAAGCGGAAAUAAUGCGAAUGAAGUUGGAGGAUCCUUACGUGAAAGCAGUAGAGACGUAUAAACCUGUCCCGGACAUGGUUGAUCGUCUUGGUGGAAAGAACAUGGCGCUGGGCGAUCAAGCGAUGACGGCCCUCACCAUCGAUGUUUUGAUCAUCGUUUUUGCUAUUUGUUGUAUCACAUAUGUCAUCUUCUUCAAAGAGCCAUACUACUAG
Malus domestica (apple) is the source of this 783-nucleotide messenger RNA. RefSeq names its product NAD(P)H-quinone oxidoreductase subunit T, chloroplastic. NCBI's taxonomy places the organism in Eukaryota, Viridiplantae, Streptophyta, Magnoliopsida, Rosales, Rosaceae. The record is from RefSeq and is a predicted model, not a curated record.